AUGCCAAAGAAGGGUCGUAGCUGCAGCAGCAGCAAGUCUCCUAACUGGAAAGGAGGUUGGAGGAUGUGUCAUUUUGUUCUGCUAACUGCCUCCAAGUACCCCAGUCAACAUGUGCAUUGUUCAGAGCAGAGCUCGUCUGGCUCAGGUCAGCCUGCCCAGGACAAAGGCUCCCGCAGCCACGAGCCCGAGCAGGAGUCCACACAAAACGAGGUGGUGGAAGAAUGGGCGACACCUGCAUCAUACGAUAUGGGAUUAGAGACAGAGAGAGCAGCAUGUGAGAAGCUAGCAGACUUAAAUCCUGAAGAGGUGGAGGAGACAAAGCCAGACCCAGAGUCAGAUACUGCAUCUGCUGAGCCAGAACCCGCCCCAGAGCCCCAGGCUGACCUGGACCUGCAGACUCACUCCCAGGACCAUGACUUGGACGCCCCAGUUCACAGCACAUCAGAGACGGUGCCAGCCUCAGAUGCUCCGGCCCCAGCGGAAGCUUCCAGUGAGGACCCCGCUGAGAGCCCCGGCCUGGACUCGCACCCCGUCGCAUCCCCAGAUGAAGCUGAAAACAUACCUACCUCACAGGGUGCCGGCCCGGCCCACACAGGCGAGGAUGAUGCCGGCGUAGAAGACCGGCAGUCCAGCCAGAGUCAUGGCUCCGAUGUCGAAGCAGAAGUUCAGCCCACUCCAGGACAAGUGGAUCGAGAGGAGCAGCAAGGGCAGGAACUGGAGGAUGGGCUGGCCAACUUGGAGCAGGAGGGCAACACUUCUCAACACCAUAAAAAUCAGAUGGGGAAGGCUAACACUGCCAGAGAGACCGAUCCAUCUGUUCCAAGCAAAGAGGAUAUCCCGACCUUCGAUGAGUGGAAGAAGCAAGUCAUGGAAGUGGAGAAGGAGAAAAGUCAGACUCUCCACAGCUCAACCACUGGCAGCUCCCAUCCAACAAAGAAGGUCCAGAAAAACUUCAAGAAUAACUACGCCUCUGUAGAGUGUGGUGCCAAGAUUCUUUCUGCCAACAGCGAGGCUAAGAGUACUUCAGCUAUUCUCAUGGAGAAUAUGGACUUUUAUAUGCUUAAUCCUUGCAGCACCAAAAUAUGGUUUGUCAUAGAGCUCUGCGAGCCUAUUCAAGUCAAACAGCUGGACAUAGCCAACUUUGAGCUGUUCUCAUCGACACCUAAAGACUUUUUAGUUUCCAUCAGUGACAGAUAUCCCACCAAUAAAUGGGUAAAGCUGGGCACUUUCCAUGCACGGGACGAGCGGAUAGUCCAGAGUUUCCCACUGGAUGAACAGCUGUACGCUAAAUAUGUGAAGGUUGAGCUCCUCUCUCACUUUGGAUCUGAACAUUUCUGCCCCCUCAGUCUCAUCAGGGUGUUUGGUACCAGCAUGGUGGAGGAAUAUGAGGAAAUAGCAGAUUCCCAGUACCCCUCAGAGAGAAUGGAGUUCUUGGAGGAAGAUUAUGAUUAUCCCCCCGGAUACCAACCAUCAGAAGACAAAGCCUCUAAAAACCUCCUCGGCUCUGCAACCAAUGUAAUCCUUAACAUGGUAAACAACAUAGCUGCUAACGUGCUCGGUGGCAAGCAAGAACUAGAAGGUGGAGCUCAAGCGGGAGGUAACACAUCAGCAAGAGGGACUGAAGACAAGGAAAGCACAGAUGUCGAGGCUAAGCCCGUCGAAGGUCCUCCCGAAGUCCUGGAGCCUGCAAAACCCGAACAACCCGCCCCAGAGGAAGCAUCUCAGGUCUCCAGUGACCUUUCGGCAUCUUCCCCUCCACCAUCAGAGUCCCAUGAAGACAAACAGAUCGUCACUCUGGUAGAGGAGGACGACGAAGAGCCCAGGCAUUUAACAGUCACUCUGCUGGAGGAGGAGGAAGAGGAGAAGACUCAGGAGAGAUCGAGCCAGGAGGCAGACAGGAACCAGUGGGAGAGCCAGGCGUACUGUCCUUUCUCCUCUUUCUCCUCGGUGUCUCUGUCCUGCAUGGCCACGCUGCAUGAGCUGCUCCAUCGCUGGUGCUCCGCCAGGCUGGCCAAGGAGAGGCUGCGCAGUCUCAGGAAGAAACAGAUUAGCAUUCAAACAAGCACCCACCCUGACGGGAGCAGCUCUGUCGUCACACACUCCCCUCCACCGACCCCUGUCCCCACGCCUCCCAAAGAGGCGCUUCCCCUGACAGAGAAAGUCCCCGAGCCAGAGGCAUCGGUCAGAGGCCACAGUGAGGGGAGGCCUCCAGUUGAAACCCCCCUCACCGACACAGACAAACCGGAUGUGCGCACUCCAGAGCUCAGCAUCCUCCUAGAGCCCAGCAGGACUUCUGCCAUCCCGCCCCACAGUUUCUCAGAUGUCCACAGCUCCCAAACGAGGCCCACGCCCACACAGGAGGCGAAGCCCUCGCCCCCCGUUAAAGACCCAGCUUUGGACCCUGUUCCCACUCCACCCCUACAAGCUGCUUCUAUCCCAGAGACUCAGCAGGCCAGUAGCUCCACCCUCACCCUUUCUGUCAGCUCCCCCGUACAGCAUCAGUCCUCUGAGACGGCCUCCCCAGGUGGUGGGGUUCCCUCCGUCAAGGAGCAGCCUGUUCAGUCUCUCCCCACGGCAUCACGGCCGGAGGACUUUUUGCCUCCUCCCACUGAGCUCCCAACAGUUGUCCCACCGACUGACACAGACACUGUCAAAGCAGUAACAGAUACUGGUGGGGCAGCGCAAAGACAAAACGUACCGGCUCCUGCCAUCCACGGGGAGCAAGGGGAGUCUCCCCCUCCCACAGGAGAGCCCCAUCGAAUGGAGGAGACGGUGGAGGAGGAGCUACUGAGCACCGCCGGGAACGGCAACAUGCACCGGACCGCCACAGACUUCUACGCAGAGCUGCAGAACGCAGAUUAUAACGGCGGGGCAGGGAAUGGGAACGGCGUGCUGCUGAACGGGGGAGCCAUUCACGGGUCCAGCCAGAAGGAGAGCGUCUUCAUGAGACUGAACAACAGGAUCAAAGCUCUGGAGAUGAACAUGAGCCUGUCCAGCAGAUACCUGGAAGAGCUUAGCCAGAGAUACCGCAAACAGAUGGAGGAGAUGCAGAGGGCCUUCAAUAAGACCAUCACCAAACUGCAGAACACCUCCCGCAUUGCUGAGGAGCAGGACCAAAAGCAGACCGAUUCCAUCCAGUUCCUGCAGAGCCAGCUGGAGAACGUCACCAAACUGAUGCUCAACCUCACAGCCACAGUGAGCCAGCUGCAGAGAGAGGUAUCGGACCGUCAGAGCUACCUGGUGGUGUCUCUGGUUCUGUGUCUGUUGCUGGGGCUCCUGCUGUGUCUUCAGUGCUGCCGCAGCUCAUCUCCGGGCCCCAGUACCAACACCGCCGCCCUCCCCAAAAGCAACCACUACCCCAGCCCCAAAAGAUGCUUUUCCUCCUACGACGACAUGAGCCUAAAACGCAGGGUGACCUGCCCACUCGUCCGUUCCAAGUCAUUUCAGCUGCCCUCUGCAGAAGUAGGUCCAGAUGACUUGUACAUUGUAGAACCUCUAAGGUUUUCUCCAGAAAAAAAGAAAAAGCGCUGCAAGUCAAAGUCUCUGGACAAAGUUGAAACCCUGAAGGCAUUCGAUCCCUCGGCGCCUCUCCCAAAUGGGGACACAAGGUGUAAUGGCUUCCAUUCAUGCCUCCCUGCACCACCGCCUCCACCCCAGCCUCCUUCCCCGCCUGCCCUGCCCCUUCCCCCUCCCCCUCCCUCCCCAGCUGCGGUGGAACUGUCCUCCUACACCACCAGGGAGAUGCCCUCCGAGACCAGCAGCUGCAGCUCCUCCACCCAUUCGGAGGAGUCCUACACUAGCCGGCUCCCCCCUCCGUCUCCCUUCUUCCCCUCCUCUGGCCUGUGCAACGGCCACGGCCUCCCUUUCCCCAUCAACCCCGCCAAGUCGCGGCAGGAGAAGCGCCCGGCGAAGCGGCGGAAGUCUCGGCAGACGGAGCUGCACUUCCCCCCCAUGGCGGGCGUCGGCCCCCUGCCCAGUCUGCAGCAGCUCAUGAAGGGAAACAAGGAGAUAAGCGUCGGGGCCAUCGGGCCGACCGCCGUCAACGGACACAUCUGAUGUCUCACAGUACACUUUUACUCAGCUUUGUGUUCACUAAAGGGCGACGGACUCAUGAAGAGGUCUCACCACCCAUCCCAAAGAGCCACACUUCCCAUGAGCACCCAGGCGCACCGUGGAGCUGAAGUGGGUGGAGCAGCAGUUGCUCAUUGUAGUCCAGUCCUUACCCACUCCCGUCAGAAACCCGUUUACGGUUAUGUGCCUUUAUCUCUGUCGUAGACCUUUUUAAUUCUUAAAGACAUGAAAAUUCGAGGAAUCGUUGAUAUGCAAAGAGAAACAACACGGUGGGAAGUGAAACACACAACAGUACACGUCUACUCCAUCAGGAUCUUUUUUUUUUUCUUUCCUCUUUUUUUGUUUUUCUCUCUGGAAAAGCACAUUAUCCCCAGACAGCAGAUCAUCCACAUAAUUUCUUACUCCGAGCACAGCGACCAGAGGUGUCGGCCUCAACUAUACGUUCCUUAAACGAGUAUUAGGCUGCUGUUUUGGACGGAAGGCGUCGUUACAAGACAACCAUGGAGCAGCAUGGCAAGUUUCCUCUCGCAACCUUUCUUGCUACUGUCCAUUGUUGCCGUCGAUUUACUGUGAUUCACGCCUCCUGUCUUAGAUCUGAAACGAUGCAGGUGUUCUGAAUGGGACCAGAGUGUUCAAAUGCAAUCCCACAUCUCCAUUAUUCUUGCGACGUCUCUGUCAGUCUGUUGCAAGCCAACCACAGGAGCUAAAUGAAGAAAGUGUUUGCGUAUGGCGUGAAAAGGUGUGAACGUGGUGUUUAAUUGAACCGCAUAGAGCGUAGCAGCAACAGAUCGCCGAUCCCGUUAGCUUACAGUAGCUCAUCCUCUCCACUCGGUUAUUGGGGCUGGGCCCACAAACACCGCCCGCACCCCAGGUGCAGAAACUAAGCUCUCAUAUUGGACUUUGUUACUCUAAUGAAGGUAAAUUUAGCUAUUUUUCUGAGGCUUCCACGUCCCACCCAUUGUCCUUUGUGGUUUUGGUUUCUUUGAAUUAACCCCAAAAGUCAGAAUAGUGGAGAAGGGUUCCUGCUCGGAGGCCUGAUGCCCUGCAGGAACACAUCUGGUACCCGAGAUGACCGUUUACAUUUUAAUCUCGCACACGACUACCGGCACCCUGCAGACAAAGUCUGACAGACUAGUUUUAUUUAUCUAUUUAUUUAUUUAAAGGUCUAUAGAUUUUUUCUAAUUGAGGCACUGGUUUGCCAGACUUCCAGUCCUGCAAGGGGUCGCUGUCGUUCAGCAAUGCGAGUCUGUUACAUAGAAAACUUGCUCAGCGGUACGGACAAUGCGGUCAUGGUGGGACGGCUCAAGUACAUAUUCCUCUCUUUUAGCUGUUCACUCUGUUAUAUCUCCUCCUAGAUGCUUCAUUUUACAAAGCUUUCGCUAGCAUUUUCCUUCCCCGUGAAACAUCAGCCAGGUAUUUUUCUGGAUGAUUUGGUAUCCAGCAGGAUAAUUAAGUAUUGGUUUCGAAUGGAGGCCUUUAUGAGGUUCAACACACAGCUGCUUCUGUAUGAUAGGAGGUGCUGGACAGGUAAACCUAGUGGGAAGGGCUGAGCUGCCUGUUGACUACAGCCCCGUCCUCUGUAUGCUGGUUUUAUAAUAUUUUCCGGACGGGCUAACUGAUUUCAAGUCCCUGCACGUUACUGUGACUGAACUACAUGAACAUUUGGUUAAAAUGUAGCAGAUAGCUGCCGGCGGGAAAAGUAUUAGAUUCGUUCUUUGUUUGUUUUUUUGUUUUUUUUUAACGACUGAGAUGAAGCUGUGUUGGCGUGUACGUGCCGUUUCUGACUGGCUCCGGGUGGUUGGUUUUCUGCACAUGUUGACAGAGACGCUCCUCUCCCAUAAACCCAGCAGCAUAGUUACUUUCUGAUCCGGCUUCUGCAGCUCGCCCUGCUCCAGAAACUGUUAAGCACCAUGGUUAGCUCUGUCCUCUACUUACUGUGGGCCUGCUCGCAUUUACAACCCCCCCCCCCCCACAUUUACAGUAGAUGCAUGAAAGGCUUUCUCAUUCUUAAUGUAUGUUCUGUGAACCAGCUGAUCUUUACAUGCUCUCGCUCUCCAGUUAACACUCCUGCUAUCCUAAAUUCACACCAUAUUAGCGUGUGAUUCGCUGUGUUUACCCCACCUUAAAAGACUUUGUUGAAAAAAAUCAAAUAAAGGGAAUGCAGCAAUGAUAAUUCUGAUUUGCAACACUAUUAAUGUGAUCGUUUGUUCCACAAGCUGAGCAAACCCCCCCCUGCCCCCCCCAGCCCUUUUAAUGUGUAUGAUGUGUGUAUACCUGUACGCGUGUGGGAUUUUUUCUGUCUUAUGUGUGACUGUCAUGAGGAAAAGACUACUUUCAACAAACAUAUACCCGUGAUACAAGAAACUAGGAGGCACCUGCAGAGAAGUGGUUGAAGCUCAUUGUGCACUUUGUAUGACUCCUCAUGCCUUUUUGUUUUUCUACUUACAUGUUAAGUGCUCUCUUUCCUUCCUCUCUCCCUCCCUGUCUGUCUCUCUGUGAGUACUCUGAAGAGCUGCACAGUAUUUUUGAGCAGUGAGUUACUACAAAAUCUGUAGUGCCAUUAGAAACUGUGAAUUCUUUCUAAAUAAAAAACAAACUUUUGUUGUCUUUAACACCGCGUUCCGUUUUCAUUGCUUUCACUUCCAGUUCAGUAUUGGAGAGACAACUGAAAGUCCAAGGGAAGAAGACUUCUUUUUUUUUUUUUAUUGGAGGGUCCUAACAGUGUGGUUGUCAAACGUGGUUUUUGUUUAUUGUUUCGUAAAAAUUCAAUAAAGUCAUUUGUUUUU
Molecule: messenger RNA, 6857 nt
Organism: Menidia menidia (Atlantic silverside)
Lineage: Eukaryota; Metazoa; Chordata; Actinopteri; Atheriniformes; Atherinopsidae
Source: the annotation of a GenBank genome assembly